AUGUCGCGCUACGACGACUACCGCUCCUCCACCGGGACCUUCGAGUCCCGCGACCGCUACGACCGCCGCCAUUCUCGAGGUCCAGCCGUGGCCGAUCGGCCCCGCCAAGUGGAGGACGAGCGCUUCGAGUUCCGCCUGCGCGAGGAAGAUCGAUAUGGCCCUCCUGCCCGCGCCCCAGGCCGGUACUAUGAGGAUGAGCACCUGUCUCAACCAUCUGGCCCCCUGGUGGCGCCUGACCGGCGCCGUCGCCGCGACGGUAGUCCCGCGUUCGCUCGUCCACAGUUAAUUAGGCGACAGUCGUCCCUCGAUACCUUCGAUCGCAUCCCUCGCCGCAAGAUGGAGUCCCUUGAAACUCGCGAUCGCCCCCGGGGUGUCCCCCGUAUGCCUCACCCCGCGCCCCCUCCGCCGCGGGCCUCGCCGGGUCGUUAUCGUGAGCGGGAGGUCUAUGAGGACAUCCGUAUCGCGGAGCCGGACUACUACGGCGAUGAGGAGUUUAGAGAUUUCGGUGAGCGCACAAGUGUGGAUCAACGUCGGCAUCGCUCUAGCAGUGGUGCUCGCUCUCGUCAUGAAGAGAAGCCCUAUCCGCGCAAAGGCAAAACUCGCAUUCCUCGCAAGUGGGUGCAUAUCCAUGCCUUAUUGGAUCUGGGGUACCCGUUCAAGGAGGAUGAUGAUGUAAUUGUCAUUCAGAAAGCCUUAUCCAAGGACCAAAUCGACGAAGUAAUCACCCUGAGCAAGGAGUUCAGACGGCCUGCCGAGCACGAACAUGUGGAAACUGAUUUUCUCCGUGUACCGCGAUCCCCGGUUCGAGCUAUACCCCGUGAGCGGGUCACCACAGAGCAUCUUGUCGUUGAUGCUCACACGCCUCGCCAUGAUACAUACAUCAUCGAGGCGUCACCGCAUCGACACAACAAUUACGACGAAUUCGAAUACGAGGACCGGAUUCAGAGACCACAAUAUCGAGGCAUCUCUCGCCCACGGUCAGUGUCUGUCCAUGCACAUGAACACCGCCGACUCUCAUCGCCAGUGCGACUCGUUGAGCCCCGUGGCUUUAUCGAGGAGCGUAUUGAAUCGCGGCCUCGCAAUUCUGGUCAGUUAGUCUUGAUGCGCCCACGGAGCAGCCACCACGACGACCUCAGUGACUAUGUUCGUGACCUGGAAGACGAGGCCAGGUUCCUGCGAAUGGAGCGACAAGGAGGAUUUGAAGUCACGCGACAGCGUGAGACCGACAUUGUUGACAGUGAUGGCAAUGCGGCUGAAAUUACCGAGGUUCGGCGCUCAGAGCGUAGAGAACCCAGUUCCGGCGUGAUGCGAGCGAUGCUUGCCACUCUCACUUGA
Penicillium canariense is the source of this 1335-nucleotide messenger RNA. RefSeq lists its product as uncharacterized. Bases 1 to 1335 code for a protein of 444 amino acids. The transcript is spliced from 4 exons. The record is from RefSeq and is a predicted model, not a curated record. Lineage: Eukaryota; Fungi; Ascomycota; Eurotiomycetes; Eurotiales; Aspergillaceae.